Molecule: messenger RNA, 1155 nt
Organism: Zootoca vivipara (common lizard)
Lineage: Eukaryota; Metazoa; Chordata; Lepidosauria; Squamata; Lacertidae
Source: RefSeq, a predicted model, not a curated record
GACGUUUCUGCAAAGUCACAGGAAUAACAGGAAUGGAGUUUGUGGAGCAGCGGAGAGUUUUGCCCUGCGCCCAGAGCAGAGGUCUCUCUUUUUGGGUUUCGCUUCCGAUGGGUGGACAGUUUUCAUACGCCCGUUGCCCUGAAUCCCCCACCGAGAUGCCGAAGGAGCCCUCAAGUCCGAAAUGGAAGUUAUGGGCCACCGCCUGCGGUUUGGCUCUCAUCAUCUUGGUCCUAUUCACCUUCCUGGUUUUAUACGUGCAGCUAAGGGUUGAAUGCGAAUCGCAGCUAUGGAACCAUACCUCCUCCGCUGAGAGCAGAAUGAGAGAAAGCGAUGAGUUUCGGUCUCAACUGGCAGCUGUCCAUCAGAGCCUUGCAAACACCACAAAGCAUUGGGCCUCCUGCCAAGAAGAACUGAAACAUUCGAGGGAAAACACAUCUGUGCUGGCAGACAACGUCCAAAAGAAGGAGGAAGCGCUCAAACGUCUGGAUGCUGUCAAUCAGAGCCUUGCAAACACCACAAAGCAUUGGGCCUCCUGCCAAGAAGAACUGAAACAUUCGAGGGAAAACACAUCUGUGCUCGAAGACAAGGUCCAAAAGAAGGAGGAAGCGCUCAAACGUCUGGAUGCUGUCCAUCAGAGCCUUGCAAACACCACAAAGCACUGGGCCUCCUGCCAAGAAGAACUGAAACAUUCGAGGGAAAACACAUCUGUGCUGGAAGACAACGUCCAAAAGAAGGAGGAAGCGCUCAAACGUCUGGAUGGGGAAAAAAACCGUCUCCAGGAUCAGUUGAAAAGCACCCAGGAAAAAUUCAAGCGGGAACGAGAGGAAAAAGAUAAAACAAUCCAGCGCUUGAAGGAUCAGCUCAACACACGACAGACGUCUUCCGGCGCAGUCCUUUUCGGGGGCCCCAUCUCUUCCUCCCUCCUACUCAUAGUGCCCGGACUCCUCUGCAGUCUCCUGUAGUUCCUCUGGUCUUUGCGCUUGGAAGCACCCGAAGAAAACUUCCUUCUGCCAUGCAUUUCGGUUAAGCUGUGGGGGGAUUUCAGCAGUCCUUAAAGGAGCUUGCCCUCUCUUGCUCUGGGCCUCUCUUACCUCCUUGCAGGAAGUGGGAAACUCUUGUUUGCAACAGAAAAUAAAGAUCUUUGCUUUCACGGGA